This is a messenger RNA of Entrophospora candida, 3741 nucleotides long. The record is from the annotation of a GenBank genome assembly. NCBI's taxonomy places the organism in Eukaryota, Fungi, Glomeromycota, Glomeromycetes, Entrophosporales, Entrophosporaceae.
AUGUCAAAGCCACAAAAUAAUUCUCAAAGACGUAAAUCUUUUGGGCAAUGGGACAAAACCAAUGUGGUGAAUGUCAAUCAAAAAUACUAUGUUAAUAAAAUUGAUAAAUACACGGAUGCUCAAAAGGAAACCUUUACCCGCUGGGUCAACAUUCAAUUACGCUCAAUUCACAGAUAUGAUUUUCUAAACUCUGAUAAUAAUUCAUCAAAUGAAAGUUUAGCAGACAAACUUCCUGAAAUUAAAGAAAUCGAAAAAGAUUUCAGAGAUGGUACUAGAUUGAUUAAAUUGUUGGAAGUUAUUUAUGAAGGUGAUUCAGAAUUACCAAAACGUGAACGUGGUAAUACAAGACAUCAUCAUAUUGCAAAUGUUAGCAAUGUUUUAAACUUUUUGAAAAAUCGUUUAGAUGAGUCGGGUCUGGCUGCUUUACAAGCAAUUGGACCUGUUGAUAUUGUUGAUGGUAAUGUAAAAUUGACAUUGGGUUUAAUUUGGCUGAUUAUUUCAAAAUUUCAUCAAAUGGUCAGUGUAUUUAAAGACGCGGUAACCGAAGAAGAGUUGGCAAUUGCUAAAGCUCAAUCUGGACUUUUAAAUAGUGGGCUUGGUGAUGAUGAAGAUCAUGAAAAAUUGGAACAAAUUGAAAAAAAUUCAGAAGAAAAAGAAGAAAAAUCAAAUGACAACAAUAUUGAUAAUCAUCUUGGGGAAAAUCCAGUUAAUGUUGAUAAUAAUAGUUCAAUUCAUCAUUCAAAAAUAUUUCUAAAUCCAAAACAAAAUGUUAACAUCAUGAACAACUAUAAUAGAAAAAUGUCAUUACCAGAAAUAGCCAAUAAAGAUUUUCGACUUCCACCUAAAAGAUUUCGUACAUUACGUCUAAAUGAUUCUUCUGCAUCAUUAAGUUCUUCAUCCGGUCUAUUGUUUUGGUUAAACAUGCAACUUGUUGACUAUGCAUCUGUAUUACCUUCAAGUUCUUAUCCAAUUGAAGAUCUAACAGGUUUAAAUAAUGGUGUAUUAUUAUCUGCACUGAUUCAUCAUAAAAAUCCGGAAUGGUUCGAAGAUUUUGAUCUAUUGGUUAAAGAUCCACCCAAUGAUGAUGAAUCUGCAAUAAAAGAAAGGCUACAAAAAUGUUUUAACAUAACAGAAGAAAAACUGGGUGUGGAACCACCAAAAGCUUUGAUUUCCAUAUUAAUUGAAAACAAACAUCAAUUGAAUAAAGAACAGAUUAAUGCUAAAGCUGGUGUUGCGUGGAAUGCAUAUAUUUCAGAGGUUGAUGACAAUAUUAAUAAUAAUAUUUCUAUAUCUCCAACAGCAGUAGAAGUAACAACUUCGACUCAACCUAUUUUAUUUAAUGAACCACCAUUAGAAGAAAGAGAUUCUCUAUAUUCAACUACGAAAGGUUUAUCAAUGGCAUCUUCGCCAUUAUCACCAUUACCACCAUGGUCGCCUAAAAAAUUAUUAGUGAAUGCCGUAUGGGAUUGGGCUACGAAUUGGAUGACUGGUGAUAAUUUAAAUUAUGAUGAACAUGAAGAUGGUGAAAUUGAUAACAGUAAUGAGAAUGAGAUUACUAAACAUGGUAAACGUGAAUCGAAAACUUUUAAAGCUACUAGCAGUAAUUGUGAUUAUGAAGAAGAUAAUAAUAGAAAUUUAAUUGAUAAAAAUUUAAUUGGCAUUUGGAAUAUACAAAAUCAAGCAAACAUUAACUUCAAACCUACAACAACCGCCCUUGGAAAAAUAUCUAAAUUAAAAAUACAUGUUUUAUUGGAUUCUACCGUUUAUACUGCUGGUACAAACUUAUCCGGUAGACUGGUUGUAUCAAGUUUGUCUUCACGUUCAUUGAAAUUAGGUGAAAUUUCAGUUGAAUUGACAGCCUAUGAAGAAUUAACAACAAGAGAGUACACCGCUUCUCAAUCUUUCUUAUCAUCAAGAUUGGUUUUUCAAAGUUCCACUUUACCUCCCUCAAAUGCUGUAUAUGGUCCAAAAGAAGAUGGGUUUUGGACUGCUAAAAAAGGAAAAACGACCUUUCCUUUUGCCUUCAAAAUUCCAAUUGAUGCUCCAAGUUGUGUUACAUACGGAAAUAAUGCGUGUUUAAAAUAUAUAGUUACUGGUGUUGUUCAAUAUAAAAUCAAUAAUAAAGAAGAUUCAACUUUCAAGUCCAAAGAAGCAUUCGUCGUGGAAGCUUGGGAUAUUAAUAAUCCUAUAUAUAAACAACCUGUAGAAGGUAUGAAUAUGAGACAGUUAUGGUUGGGUGGAUCAGGUGCCAUUAUGUUGGAAGCAAGAUUGGUUGAAACGUUUUUUCAAAGUGGUGCCAAUAUCAGUGUACAAAUCAGAGUAAAAAACGAAACUAAAAGAAGAGUUCAAGGAAUUAAGGUUGCCAUCACUCAUAAACUUCAUAUACUUGCCAAUAAAACAAAAAAAGAACUUGACGAUGUUAAGGUUGUUGGCGAGACAGUCAAAGAAGAAUGGUACAAAAAUAAAGAUUUUUUAUUUGAUUGUGGUGAAGAUCGUAUUACCACCGUUCAUAUUGAUGUUCCGAAAAACGUAAGAACAAUAAGAAAUACUGCAUUGUUUGAAGUUGUUUGUUACGUUGUUGUCUCAUUAUACCUGGGACUUUUUACUAAGGAUCUCAUUGUUUAUCUACCUGUAUUUAUUGCACAUUCUUCAUCAUCGCAACCACCACCAAUCGCUAAUAUCGAUAAGAAUGUUUUUCCAAAUCAUUAUAAUAUGAUUGAUGAAAAUGCUGAUUUUUUUGUCGAAGAUUUUAGAAAAGAUGACGACGAAGUUCUUGGUCAGGUAUCAUCACCUGUAAAUAUACCCUCUAAAAAAGGCAGCAGCGGAAUACUUCCAUGGUCAAAUGUUGAAAAUGAUGGUGUUGGGAAAAAUUCACCAAAAGCAUCAUCUCCUGGCUCUGUAUUUAUAUCUGCAAGCCCGAAAAAACUUGGUUCAUUCGCUUCAUCAAUAUUAAAUAUUGCUAAUAAACCUAAACAAAUGUCUCCUACAAGUCCUUCAAAAUUAAUUCACAAAUCCCCUCCAUUAGCUCCUGCUUCUCCUUAUGCAUAUAUACCAGCUUUUGAUCGUGUAAGAUAUUUAUCUUUCACUACUCAGGAACAAGGUCAAUUACAAAAUAGACCUUAUGAUAUUACACAACUAAAUCGAAAUCCUUCAUCGUCGAAAUUCGGAGGUUUUGGGACUUUUAAUGAUCAAAUGUCUCCUCCUACUUCCGAAUAUGAAUUUAUUCCAUCACCGCCUGACCCUUCUUCUAAUAUUGAAAAAUGGCUCGAAAAUCAAAAUAAUGAUAGCUCACCUGAAUUUUCCAAAGCUUCUUCUUCACCGUGGUCUCAUUUAAACAAAUCACAAGAAAUAAUUAAUGCUUCUCCGCAUUCUCAAUCGCAUCAUCCAAAGCCCAUCGUUCCUUUUGGAUCCAUAUCUUCUCCCACAGGUCCUUCAGGUCUCACUUUAUUAAUGCGAAAACAAUUAUCUCCACCAUUGCCGAUUCAAGAUUAUCAGUUUAACGAACCUGCGUUAACAAUAAGUCAGGAAUAUAGUCAUGUACCUAGAGGACGCCGUAUCCUUGGUUUUAAACGGGCAAAAAGAAAUCAAUCACCAAAUACUACAUUAAUUAAAAUUGAAGGAGUAACUACGAAAGAGGAGACUCAGUUCUAUCUUGGGAAACGUGUUGCCUUUGUAUAUCGUGCCAAGCGUGAGAAAAAUGGUAGCAAGAUUCGUGUAAUUUGGGGUCGUGUUUCAAGGUAG